GCUACAGUGUGCGCACUUACCUUAGAAAUUUGAAUUCGGUAUGAUACCCUGCAUGUGCAUACGAUAUGUGACAAUUUUAUUGAAUGCAUGUUCCGAGGAUAGAGUGGCUUCUCAACCCUAAGUAGUAAUGGUGACACCUCAGCACUAGAAGAACCAUAAAAUGACGAUGUGAGUGGCUCCGUCCUUUUGCAGCACUCGUCUCCGUCGAUUCCAAGAAUACCUCUGGAGCAAAUUACGAUUCCUUCUAGGCAUCAAAGCAGAAACACCCUACUCUUCAGUCGUCGCGUGAAAAACGUCUACGGCGACGCCCUAUUGAUUGUCAGUCUUCAUUGUGCUACGUCCUGCACCCCGCCACGGGCUUCACUCAAGAGGAGACUUCUUGUGAAUAAAGACGAACUUCUUCGUAAUUUUUCGCGUUCCAGCUCACCGCUCCACCCUCGCCCAAGAUGGAGAAGAAGUCGCUUUCGUCGUGUUCCAUGGUGAACCAGGACAAGCAGAAAGAGUUCGAGCAAGAGUUACUCCGUUUUCGCAAGUCCGCGGACCAAUGUUGGGACAAUCGGAAUCAGGUGCUUCCCCGGAUCAUGGAAAACUUCGAGGCCUACAAAGACAAAUACAGAAUCACCAUUCUCGCACCGAUUCAGCUGCCGCCGGAGUAAAGAAAUUUUAAAUUUUGAUGUUUUUAGCUACCAGGAUCUGCAUGUCGCUGCAUGUGUAUCGAUGUUGAUGUUCCUUCGAAACAGGUAUCCUGAUGAUCCAUUUAAGUAUUUUCUUCCACAGUCUGUUUUUCGAACUAUUCAUUUCAGUUACUACCAUGGUUUCGUAGAACGGAACCCGAUCACGGGGGCGUUGGUCCUGGCCGGGGUAGAGAAGCAGUUUGACUUUUGGUUUGUGGACCUUUUCGACCGAGAGUACGUCUGCGAUAAUCCGGAAAACCUGGAGAAGGACCCCUUUCUGUUCAAGGCGACGGUGUUGCCCAUGCGAACCUGGAUUAUGCAACAGCUCGUGCUGCAACUCGAGGCUGCGCGGCAAGGUAAGUUGUGCGGAGGUUGACGACUUUAUCACUUAUUUGUUGAGCAACUACAUAUCCAUAUGCAUCCUGCUGCAAAAGAACCUGUAAAAAGUCGAGGGUCAGUGCAAGUAAACCACUUCGAAAUCAAAUGUUUUGCAGUCCUCGAUCAUAGAAAUAUCGCAUUCCAGGUUACAGCUCCGUCCUAGCGGUGACCUUCAACGACGACAAAGUGGUGCACUCCACCGUGCGCGACGACUGCGCUGCCAUUGCGUUGGCCCAGGCGGUUCAGCUGGGACACGUGUACAAUUCGCCAUUUCAGGCUUUGAUGUACAUCACCUUUGUCUGCGCAUUCUCGAAGAGCUUGGGGUUGAUCAUCUACACGUGUUUCAUGUCCUGCUUUUCGCUCUGGGUGGCGCAAGCUUUCUCCGUCCCGGUGCUGUUCCGGUUUACCCGAGUUGUGGACCUGCUGCUGCGAUCAAUGUACUUCUUUACGUGCUGGCACGUAUUAUUUUCAGACAUCAAUACUAUGUCGAAUUCGAAGUUUAGUUUUCAAUUCAUUGACGCAGAUGAAGACGGCGUUGUUUGCAAACUUUCGGUUGCAUGUUCAAGAAAUGAUCAACAUAUUAGAAUGAACUCAAGUAAACACACCACGACAGAUACCUGAUUCUGCUUUUCACCUCCGUAGCGGAGGUCGGUCUGUCAAGUUUGGGCGACGCGUUGGGUAUUCUCGCGAUUUUGACCGUGUUCUGUAUGAUGAUUUUCGACAUGUUAUUAAGAAGAAAAAUCCACCUUCCCCAUAUCGAAAAGGUAUGUUUGCAAAAAUUUGUGUUGCGGAUUUGAGGUCACAAAUCACAUCUGUCUUGCAAGAAGGCAAACCCAAAGAAUCCGCCGCCUUAGGGAGGCGAUUUGUAAUGCUGUUUCGCCUACAUGGCAGGCCUCUCGUAUGCCAAGAGCCUACAACAAAACACCCCUACGCAGGCUGAGGCUUUGCCUGUAGUGCCUCGCUGCAAGACAGGGCUGAUUUGUGUACACAAAUCAAGCAACAGAAGUUUCCGUUUCAAUAUGGGGAGGGGGGAUUUUUCAUUUUGAUACAUGUUGCGAGGCGACCUCGGAACCUUCAUGACCUACUCCACCGAGACCAAGUACGACAUCUUGAAGCAACUCGGUGACCGGGCGUGGAUUUGCCAGCUGGUGCCGGCAAGACAGAAGCGGGAUCAGGGCAAACCGGGACAGCCGGGCGGCGCAGGGUCCCGGUACAUGGCCGGGCAAAGCAGCAUGAUGAGCAAAACCAUGAGUGCCGGUAUGAACUUUCUCGGAGGCGACUCGCUCGAACGACCCCUGCCGAACCUGAUCACCGGGGAGCUGCCGUUUGGAGUGGCGGAGGAACAGGUACGGCGAUUUGAAUAAAGUCGAAGCGCAAAAAUGACAAAGACAGUGGCCAUUGGUUGGUUUAGCUUGAGGGAACUUGAAAAACCUGGUUUACGAAAAUGGCCUCAAUAGCCAAGUGUUGCGCGUCUAUGUUACAAAACAUCUUUCUAACAGGCACUUCUCAUCGUGGACGUGAACGGCAUGUUGUGCCAGUUGACGCCACUAGACGCCCGGACGGUAGACUAUGUCGAGAACGUGCGUCGUUCGAUCGAGGGCCGGCCGGAAAAGCACAGUGACAUUUCCACCUACAAGCGCACGUACCGACGAAACCCCGCGGCAAUGAUGGUCAGUGAUCAGCCCCCGAUCGAAAAUUUAAACGCCGAGGAGGCAAUCGCGCGACACAUGCAGAUGAAACGAGGUACAGGAAUUCUUACGCGUACACGAUAGAUGUCGUCAAAUUGAUAGAAGCAAAGGCUUCCGCACGGAAUGUGCUCAGAAACAAAGUGAUGAAUUAAUUGGGGCAUUGCCAUUGGUUGAUCUCCAUUUCGAUGAUAUUGCAAAAAAAAAAAUUGGUCCUACUUCUGGUUUCUACAAUACAGUCGAUGGACCAGGUGAUACCCAAGCGUUAGGGGAGGGCCAACACAAAGCGAGCGCCCCAGAUUCCAGCAACGCCACAAGCAGUCCGGAUAGCAGUCCAUCCGGCAGUUCCAAGAACGCAACGGAGGAAGUUGACCUAGAAUUUUUAGCAAACCACUCCAGCAACGCAACAUCUUCUAGCUCUAGCGCGAUAGAGAUGGCAGAUCGAACGAAACUGCCCAGUUUUGUGCAAGCAGCAGCUACCGCAUCAUCAUCAAGUGCAAUAUCAAAGUGAAAAAAGCCCCCACCCCAUAUCGGAAACGAAAGAUGCGCGAAUUUGUGAUGCUGUAUUUGAGUACACAAAUCUACUUGUAUUGCUAGAAGGCCACGAGACGAAGCUGCGGCCUAAAUUGCAGGUAAUCUGUCAUGCUGUUUCCCACUUCCAGUUGCCUCCUGUCAUCCUGGAGCUGCAAGGCUUUCCCUACUAGACAGCACUACAGUCCGCAUCUUUUGCCUCCUAGCAUCACAAAGCUGAUUUGUGACCACAAAUCUGCAUCACAGAUUUCCGCUUUGAUAUGGGGAGGGGGCAUUUUUCAUUGUAAUAUGCAAAGCAAAACGAAACCACCGGCGGGUCAUCCUCAUCAUCUUACGUCGUGGCAGCAGCCGGGGAGGAGGAUGUAGAGAGCGAAGAGUCCGAGGCUAGCAGCGAGGAAGAUGACCUGGACGAGGACGAAUUGAACGGAGUUUUGUUAGAGGGUGAGCACGAAGCCGCAGCGCCGGCCGGUGGCGGUGCCAAGUCGAAAUGUACGUGUUAUUGAAUCAAUUGUUGCCUUGUGGUGCAAGUAAAUUUAUGUUGUUCAACUUCGAGUUCGACAGGAUGACGUAGACGUUCACAGCGAUCCACUCGCUGACUUGUUCGUUGUGAUGUUGAAUGUUGUCAAUGGCAUGCGAAGCUGAAACAUCAUGACAUCAAUUUCAAUAUCUUCAUUGUCUUCAUAUCUUCUCAACAGCAGCGAAGCCAAAGGCGAAGGCUAAAGCUCGUGAGCCCGCAGUUUCUAAGCGAAAGAAGAAGGGUGUGUACGGCGAUGGUACUCUGCCAGACGUGGUGCUGUGUGGGCUCGUACAGGAGAUUUUGGCUGAAGAGGACGCAGCCCCGGUUUCCAACUCCCUCAAGAGCAUGGAUGACGGCAGCAACAUGUGGAGGGUGGCGGCGAAAAGUACUGCUUUUUUUUGCUUGCCUUAUAUCAAAAAGGCACUCCUCUUCUCUUCGUGAUGAUGUGUACGAAUGAAAGUGGUGCGUCUUUUUAUCAACCGCAUCUAGCCUUUCCCGAAAAAUUGAACACAGAGCGGAAAGUGAGCUUGGCGCCGCCCUAUGAGCCGAUGAUGGUAUCCAUCGUGAACAUGCCCAUCUACAACCGCAAUUACCCGAGUCAAGUCCACAAGGAGACGCUGUUCCGCUUGCAAGCCAAGUCCAGGAAGACCGAGCCACCGCCCGAGUGAAUUCUUGGCGGGAAAGCCGAGCCUGGGUAGAUUUCUCAAGUUGAAGAAUCCAUCUUGAAAAUGCAAAACCAAAUUGUGACAACAAAAUGCGAAAAAAUAGAGAAUCAGAAAAGUAAAGUAAACCGAUAUUAAUGAAUGAUUAUACGAUGGAUUUCGUCCAAAGACUUGUUUCAUGAUUUGUCAGGUGACACCAGCUUGCGAAUUUGAAAAUUUUGACUUACCUCACCUUGCAGAAGUUACACUUAUCCUUAUGAAAGUCUCACUGCAGAAAUGAAAAAGAACUCGGCUCUUUCAACAACGAAUCAGACUGAGAACAGGUGGAGGAGAAGGUUUCUCAGUUUGAUACCAAGUAUAAAGCCGUACCAGCAGAAUGUCAGGUAGGAUAGCUUUUGUCCUUCCCCACCUUCGAAGAAGCGCAUUUGAAUUUAAUAAAUUUGCAGUGAUGGAGCUCUAUGGUUUCUUCUGCGGACUUUUUUCGAUGCUGGGGAUUACAGCAACAGCUCAAAGUUUUAAUUUUACGAACCACUCACUAUGUAUAAUAUCCUUCUUCCCAAUGGAGCAGCGAAUUUUUUCGCAAGUUUCAAAUUCGUUGACUUGUACCGAAGAAUGAAAUCAAAGAGAACUGAGAUGGCGUUACUGUACUGUAAAAUUGAUAUAUUUUUCCUGAUGGCGUCGCUCCCUGAAAAACGGCUUCCUGCUGUUACGUUAACGGGGCUGGCGCUAUAGUGCACUGGCAGAGUUCCUCCUGAUG
This is a messenger RNA of Amoebophrya sp. A120, 5204 nucleotides long. Lineage: Eukaryota; Dinophyceae; Syndiniales; Amoebophryaceae. The record is from the annotation of a GenBank genome assembly.